AUACUAAAGUGUUACCAGAAACAUUUAUUGACAUGUUUCAUUAUGUAAAGCACAUUAAUUACUACUUUAUGGUUUGUUAUAGGAGUAUUUCACCCCAAGAUAAAAGUUAUGCCAUCAUUUACAUGUUCUAAACCCUUAUGAUGACACACAAAUAGAAAUUAAUGCAUGCACUGGUACAGUAGCUUUUUUUCCCCCCAUGCAACUAUAAAUUAAUAGGGACUGGAGCUUUCAAGCAUCAGUAAGCAAUCAAAAGCAAUAUAAAAGUGGUCCAUAUGAUUUGUAUGCCAUAAGUCUUCUGAAACCAUAUGGUAGCUUUGUAUGAGAAACCUUGCAUAAUUUGCACCUAUUCAAAAUUCAAGCUUUUGUGCUUCAUUAAGGGAACAAAUCAUAUAGGUUUGGAAAGACAUAAGGUAAAAGUACUAAUUUUCUAAUUUAAAUUUUUGGAACAACUGUUAAUUUAAUUUAAGGAAACUCUACCUGAAAGAUUUGAUCUUUGUUCAAAUAUCUUGAAUAGUUACAAAAAAAAAUCUAAAGCAGAAAAAUAAGAUGUAUUUAAGUUCUUAUUCUUUGUCUUGAAAGGUAGUGAAAUUAUAGCUGAUUAGAAAGUGAUUCAUCCUUUCAACUGUGAACACGUUCAAAUGUCAUGAAGCAAAUGUCUCUUCAGUCGUUUUAGGAUCUGCAGCCUACGCCCUUGCUCCAAUGGACAUUUAAUAACCACAUUAACGUUCUUGUUCUAGCACCUUCUUUCAUUUGCAGCUGUUACGUAAAGUCCUUUCCUGGAGUUUUUCCAGAGGCUGAAUGAAAUCUAUUAGAGCUGGGAGUUGUGAUGCUAUACAUCGAUUUCAGAAAUGACUCCCAGCAGGUCAAAGCAUUCUCAUAGGGCACUCUGACACGAGGAUGAACCCUCUUCUUUUGCCUCAGGGUCAGCGUCUGCACAACAGACCAUCAGGUGAGACAGUGAGAGGUUUGAAGGAGUUAAAUGAGGACCGCUGAGGCUCCGAGCCCAGCGCUGAUCAGCACUCAGUGAUGCAGGAGGAGGAGGAAGAGGAAGGAGGAGCGAGCAGAGCAGCUGAGCCUUUCUGCUUUCAGUCUCUUGUCAGCGAAUGCCAGAGCAGUUUCCUUUGCUGUGCUUCUCUGAAAAACACACACACCAGAACACUCUUCAUUGCUGAAUCCUUUCCUCUCCGCCUGGAUCAUGCUGCGCUGGAAAAGGAGCAAGUUUGUGCUGGUGGAAAAUGAGUCCAAAAGCAAGCCAAAAAGUCUUGGAGCCGGAUUGACUUAUCAUUCUCUGCUUUCGACUUUGCUCCACUCCUGUCCGGACCUCGUUCCCGACUGCCCGUUUCACUGGCUGGGAAGUGUUUUCCACAGCAAACGCCAGAAAGUGGAGCUCAACAAAGAGGAACCCACCUACAACGUGCGUUACCUGGGCAGCGUGGUCACCAUCAUGGCUAAAGGUGAAGAUUGCACGCAGGAUGCAGUGGCUAAGAUUUGGACUCGCAGCAGCUAUGGCGAACAGAGCGCCAAGAUGAAGCUCACAGUCGGGCCGCACGGCAUCCGCAUGGGGGUGGAUAAAGGUGGCAAAAAGAAGCCUGUCCACCAUUAUUCGCUCAACCGUAUCACAUACUGCACUGCUGAUCCCUACCGGCCAAAGAUCUUUGCGUGGAUUUACAGGCAUCAGGUGAAGAAUAAAGCGGUGGUUCUACGAUGCCAUGCCGUCCUGUUAGCGAAGGCAGAAAAGGCCAGAGCGUUGGCGCUUAGCCUGUACCAAAACUCAACGUCGGCAUUUACAGAGUUCAAGCGACUAAAGCGGCAAUCCGACUUCCGCCAUUGCCAGCAGCAGCUGUUGGGUGAGGACAUUGUGCCUCUUAUGCCUCUUCGGAGACUUCUGAAUGGCCAGUGCCACUACCAGCCACCUGCAGAAAAGCCUGGAAGCGCCACACGGCUCUCCUCAAUUACUGAGGAAGAGGAGGAAGAUGAGGAUGGACAGAGGGACGCUGAAUCCUUCAACACGAAAAACACAGGCACUCUCAGUCCUUCUAAUCCUCCAGAGAAAGAUCUGGGGAAGAUCGUAAAUCGACUGGAUGAGGUUUCGAUUACCAGCUGGGAUGAAGCACAGAUGACUAUCAGCACUCUGGUGUGACGUCAGAUGGAUACAAAUUAGUGUCCUCACCACUGAGCCUCUGUCCUGUCGCCUUUCCCGCCAACCCACUCUGUCUGGUACGUCCAUUGAUGCACCGUGAAACAGCUCUCCGAAACUCGGGAUAAGGUCACAAGGAGCCACAAGGAAGCGUUACACGAGCUGCAUGGAGAAGAAGAGCCAGAAGAAGCACAAUAUAAGGAAGACCACAGGUACACCAAUCAUCCAGAGUUGGUCAAGAGCGUACACCGAAAAGCCUUUAUCUACCCCUGACAUCGAGCAAAGCUUAAACCACACACCCAAAGACGAUAAAACAUUCAUCUUGUACUCAUGGCACAGAGUGAUUUUCUGAGUUUGUGCCAUGUGCUUUAGACUGAUGAACUAUGGCAAGGAACCGUAAAAUGUGACUUUUUGUAUGCCCAGAUGGUUCAUAACUGUCCCCCGGUGGCAUCUUUCAACUGGCUCAACUUCAGUGAGAUGCGGUUAAAGCCGUUUUAUUGGCAUUGGGAGAAGCACUAAUGAAUUAAACCAUAACUUAGGAAUCGAGCCAUUGACUUGGCAUGUUUACUGCUACCAUUCGUCAUAGCUCUGCUAAUCAGUAAUGCAUAACAAGUGGAGGCAUCAUCUGUGACGUCUGAGAUGAGCCUUUUAAAACAUUUAUAAAAGGUAUCUGUUUUACACUGUGAUUUGUCUGGGACCAAAUGACAGCAAUGUAUAUUGUAUGUAUACAAAUUGUAAUUCAUGCGGAAUAUGUGUUGGUGUAAUGUGGUAGUCAUAAAAACUCAUUUCUAUGCUGUUCACAUGAAGAUCGUAGCUCCCAUCUGUUAACUCUGGCAUGUGUUUUUGUAAUUUCAGCUCAUCGUAUUAAUCCUCUGGAAACUGAUUGGGGGAAAUGGUGAUUUUUCUACUACUUUCAUCUUUUUAUGCACAAUGUUGUAUAAUAAAAUGUUUGCUUAUAUUAAUUAUUAAUUAUUAAUUUUUGGAGCCCCAGCUUUCCAUUUGUUUCAUCCCGGGAUGGGUUCAUUUGAAAAUGCAGACUGCUGAUUUACAGGCUUCAUUUUAAAAGAUCAUAAUUCCUAGCUUAAAAAACACUUAAUACAAAAAGGAAAAAUAUCUAUUGACAGCCUGUGAGUGGGCUGUGGAAGGAACUGAUUUCAUCUGAAGGGCAUUUAGCUUUUCCGUCAGUGAGGCUAUUAAUCAGCAGAUUGAAUUGUACAGGAAGUGAGCAUAAAACACCUGGGCGGGCAGCACAGAGCUUUCAGUUUGACAUGAAAUCAGCCAGAAGAGCCUUCGACAGCCUCUCAGCACAUAGCUGAUUACAACGGACAAAAGGACAAGCACAUAAAAGCACGCAAUGCUGUAAGAUCUGCGUCAAAUUCACCCCAACAAGAUCUCCUUUCUGAAGUGCUGUUGAAAUGGUUUUAUUAGUGGUGCUUGCUAGGACAGACAUCACUAUUGCUAUUGCUUAUACUUGGGGUUAGGCAAUGGAUUUAAUCGUCCCAUGCCAUUUUCGAGCUAUGUGGAUGAUUUAAAUUUGUGAGUUGUGCUCAUUAGUUUUCCAAGUGAUCAGAUCAUCUGCAAUUUUACAAAACAAAAAAGUGUGGCACCACUUGCUACUGUGUACAUAAAAUGUGCAAAUGUAGUUUGUUUGUGCUGUAACUAUUUUUAAAUAUAUAUAUUUUGUCCCUGAAAUAUUGUGGGAUUCUUUAGGUGACUUGUUUAAUUAAUCUAAAAUGACUGGGUAUUGUGGGUUUCUGAUCUUUUCAAUUUUUUUUUAGAUGUUCUGUUCUGACUGAAAUGUGAGUUUUUGUCAACAGGAAUUAAAAGGGCCAUAUGAUGCUUUUUUUGAAGAUCAUUAUUUUGUGUAUUUUGUGUAACAGAAUAUGUUUACAUGCUUUAAUGUUCAAUAAACCAGUUAUUUUUUAGAUACUGUA
Molecule: messenger RNA, 4071 nt
Organism: Carassius gibelio (silver crucian carp)
Lineage: Eukaryota; Metazoa; Chordata; Actinopteri; Cypriniformes; Cyprinidae
Product: protein FAM43B-like
Exons: 1
Coding region: 1196-2140 (314 amino acids)
Source: RefSeq, a predicted model, not a curated record